AUGGACGGCAGUGCCCUGCCCCGGCUCGCGGCGGCCCCGUCGCCGGGCGUCCUGGGCCCCUGCGCCGCGCGGCGGAGGCCCGCGUCCCCGGAGCUGCUGCGCUGCAGCCGGCAGCGGCGGCGGCCUGGAGCCGUGGAGGCCCCGGGCGGCGGCGUGGCGGCCGUGGCGCGGCGCAACGAGCGCGAACGCAACCGCGUGAAGCUGGUGAACCUGGGCUUCCAGGCGCUGCGGCAGCACGUGCCGCUCGGCGGCGCCAGCAAGAAGCUGAGCAAGGUGGAGACGCUGCGCUCGGCCGUGGAGUACAUCCGCGCGCUGCAGCGCCUGCUGGCCGAGCACGACGCCGUGCGGACCGCGCGCGCCCCGGCGCCCCGGGGGCCGCCCGCGCCGCCCUCGCCGCCCUCCUGCGCCUCCUCGUCCCCGCGCUCCGCGUGCUCGUCGGACGACAGCGGCUGCGAGCGCGCGCUGAGCCCCGCGGACCGCGAGCUGCUCGACUUCUCCAGCUGGCUGGGGGGCUGCUGA
Lepus europaeus (European hare) is the source of this 519-nucleotide messenger RNA. RefSeq names its product achaete-scute family bHLH transcription factor 2 (gene ASCL2). The transcript has a single exon. The coding region runs from base 1 to 519 and encodes 172 amino acids. The record is from RefSeq and is a predicted model, not a curated record. Gene Ontology annotation, molecular function: RNA polymerase II transcription regulatory region sequence-specific DNA binding; DNA-binding transcription factor activity, RNA polymerase II-specific; protein dimerization activity. Lineage: Eukaryota; Metazoa; Chordata; Mammalia; Lagomorpha; Leporidae. Gene Ontology annotation, biological process: developmental process; regulation of transcription by RNA polymerase II.